Molecule: messenger RNA, 1657 nt
Organism: Oryzias latipes (Japanese medaka)
Lineage: Eukaryota; Metazoa; Chordata; Actinopteri; Beloniformes; Adrianichthyidae
Gene: nansa
Product: N-acetylneuraminic acid synthase a
Biological process (GO): carbohydrate biosynthetic process
Molecular function (GO): N-acylneuraminate-9-phosphate synthase activity
Source: RefSeq, a predicted model, not a curated record
AGGCGGAAGUCCGGCCGCGUGGUGGAGGCGCAGCGCGGUAUUCUGACGUCAGCCCGCCGCUUUUUCUUCGGGCUCCUCCAGUCUUUGCCGGCUUCUCUCGCACCAUGGCGUCCGUCUUCGAGCUCUGUCCCGGCCGGAAGAUCGGCGGGGAGCAUCCGUGCUUCAUCAUCGCAGAGAUCGGACAGAACCACCAGGGGGACAUUGAAACGGCCAAGAAAAUGAUCCAAGUGGCGAAGGACGCCGGGGCGGAUUGUGCCAAAUUCCAGAAGAGCGAGUUGGAGCACAAGUUCAACAAGCGAGCGUUGGAGCGGCCAUACAACUCCAAAAACUCCUGGGGGAAAACCUACGGUGAACACAAGCGCCACCUGGAGUUCAGCCAUGAGCAGUACAGGGAGCUGCAGAGAUUCGCCGCAGACGUGGGGAUCUUCUUCACGGCUUCAGGGAUGGACGAGAUGGCGGUGGAGUUCCUCCAUGAGAUCAACGUGCCGUUCUUUAAAGUGGGCUCUGGAGACACCAACAACUUCCCUUACCUGGAAAAAACCGCUAAGAAAGGUCGUCCCAUGGUGGUGUCCAGCGGCAUGCAGUCCAUGGAGACCAUGCGUCGUGUCUACAGAACCGUGAAGGAACACAACCCAAACUUUGCCAUCCUUCAGUGUACCAGUGCGUACCCUUUGGAACCAGAAGAUGUCAACCUGAGAGUGAUCACUGAAUACCAGAAGGAGUUUCCUGAUAUCCCCAUUGGCUACUCUGGCCAUGAGUCUGGAAUCAGCAUUUCGGUGGCGGCUGUAGCUCUUGGAGCUAAGGUCCUUGAGCGUCACAUAACCUUGGACAAAACCUGGAAAGGAAGUGACCACGAGGCCUCGUUGGAGCCCUCUGAACUAGCCGAGCUGGUUCGUUCGGUCCGGUUAGUGGAGAAGGCCCUAGGAAGCGGCAUCAAGCAGAUGCUGGCCUCUGAGAAGGCCUGCCAUGAUAAGUUGGGAAAGUCUGUGGUGGCCAAAGUCCGGAUCCCCAAAGGUUCCGUGCUGACUUUGGACAUGCUGGCGGUGAAGGUGGCCGAGCCCAUGGGUUUCCCAGCUGAAGACAUCUUCCAGCUGGUUGGGAAAAAAGUGAAAGAGGACAUAGACGAGGACGAGAGCAUCACAUCGGAACUGGUGGACAACCACGGCAAGAAGGCCAAGUGCUGAGAUCUGAUCUGCAAAGGCAGAAGAUCUCACCGACACGCCUGGGAUAAUUAGAUGGAGAUGAUGGAGGGUGAUUCUCUGGGUGUGGUGCAGGUUUCUGACGGGUAAUUGGUGAUACAUGAUUGGACAAAGAGUCCUGGUUCUGUUUCUUUCCUUCACUUCAAAACAUCCUCACAUUUUCUAAAAGCGGCCGUUCAUUCUGACCGGUUCCCUCUCUGGUCUUUAUCAGUCCAGUACUGAAUGCAUGGAUGGGAAAUGGAUUCCCUCUUAGAUCCUCCUGUUUACCUCCUGUAGCAGAACAGUGAGGACGGUCUGGAGAUGAGUUCUGGUCUAAGGAGGACAUGAACAUCGUCUCCAUGCAGACCUGUCUGUGACCUCGUGUGUUUGAAUCAAACCGAGUAAAAUGUCCGUGUUCAGAUCUAAGGUUUGAGACCUUGUGGGAAAAAAGAUUUUCAAUAAAGAUGUUUGCAAAUGUU